Molecule: messenger RNA, 721 nt
Organism: Medioppia subpectinata
Lineage: Eukaryota; Metazoa; Arthropoda; Arachnida; Sarcoptiformes; Oppiidae
Source: the annotation of a GenBank genome assembly
AUUUUAAACAGUUGUAACGAUAGGAUUUAUAAGAGGUUAUGAGAGUUGUGGAAUGACCGAGCAACAAUUGGAUGAUUGUAUGUACGAUACCAUGUUCUUAGGCAAUCCCGAGUCCAUCGUUCCCACAAAUGAUGCUCAGAUGACACAACAUUGCAGUAAAAUGAUGACCGGGAUCAAAUGCGUGAAAGACUACUCGGACACGUGUCUAACUGGUUUCGCUAAACAGAUGACAGGUAUGGUUAGCGAUAGUCUGAGCAAACAUUUGGACACACAAUGCAAUCAACCGAAAGAAAGGGCGGAAUUCAUCGAAAACAUGAAAUGCUUUGAGCCGAAGGAGAAGAUGACACCAUUGCAUGUCUGCACCGAUAAACACACGAAGGCUAUGGAAUUGGUCUCAUUGAUGAACAAAGGGGAUCCACACAUGCAGUUCAUGUGCUGCGCGUAUCAACUGUUCCGCCGGUGUAUCACUAAAGAGGUGACACAGAUCUGCAGCGUUGGACACUCGCAGUUCUGGGACGAGAUGUUUGAUGAAGUGGCGUCGGAAGCGGUGACGAUGGCCUGCAGUGACUUGAAUUCGGUGGACAAGUGUUCCGCCAAACUGGACGCCGCGCACUGGACUCAACUCAAGACACUGGACGAGGCAACUGAUCCCAGUGUGUGGCACCAUGGUGCGCGUACUCCCAUUAAAUUCAUGCUGGAGAUGAUUAAAAAGUUUAAUUAA